Messenger RNA from Exophiala xenobiotica, 2957 nucleotides. RefSeq lists its product as uncharacterized. Bases 1296 to 2216 code for a protein of 306 amino acids. The record is from RefSeq and is a predicted model, not a curated record. Lineage: Eukaryota; Fungi; Ascomycota; Eurotiomycetes; Chaetothyriales; Herpotrichiellaceae. The transcript is spliced from 2 exons.
CUCACUGGCCUAUCUCGUUGCAUCCUCAUCCUCCUCUGCAUCCCAGCUACACACUCUCUCCAUGUGGCCAACCCGAUGCUCGGUCGAUAUGCGGCCGGAUGGUCAAAUGCCUCUCCACCUGCUGCCGUCUCUAAAUAUUGCCAUCCCCAACUCGCCUUUGCGCCUUUUGAUGCUUCUCUUUCUUCACGCAAGCAAGCCUUGUCAAUUUGGUUGUGCGGUAGCAAGAGCUAUUCUUGAAAAGUUUUUCUGUUUACGACUCUAAUCACUCUGCAAAGAAUAGUGUCUGGUACACUAUUGAUCUGAAUCCGAAGAAACUGCCUAAUUCUGUUCAUAUCAAAGGACGGGUAGCAUUUACGAGCUGUGCUCUUCUUGCUACUGUUCUUCACGCCAACACCACUCUUUGCAGCCUUUGUUCUCGGACAGCAAAAGGUCUUUUUCAUCAAUAUCUUUCAAGAGAACCAUCAUCGUUGCUGGUCAACGGUUAUUCUUCCCGAUAAUAGCUCUUACGGUUAAUACACCUGCCGCACACCAAUCCUUGCUGUGCCGCUCCAACAACUUGUUUCUAUUUCAAGCAUCAUUGGGUUGUUGUCGACAUUAUUCUGCGCCCUGUUUACUUUUCUUCGACAUCCUCGGUCGAUUGGGCCCAAUCAAGCGAAAGAAGCAUCAGCAUUGCUCCUGGAGAGUAGUGUUUAACUCGGUUGUCAGCCAUCCCUGCAAGAACGCUGUGCCGCACGUUGCUGCAGCGUAGCCCAACCCGAUCAGGUAUCAUCAUACCAACAGGGCUGUUACGCUCAAAACGAUUCAGACACUACAUCAACCCUCGAGCCUUCUUCGCUUUGGCAUCAAGCAUCAUUGUCUCAUUACCAUACCACGUUGUGUUGACACGAUUGCCGGUCAAUCCGAUCAACACUAACUCAGAAGCAUCUUUCUCAAACCUUCCUAGAUAUCCUCAACAUCACCUUGACAUAUCUGUCGGGGAAGCUCUGCCGAUAUCAGACCUUACUGCCCAUCCGGCAAUCACCUCACACGUGGAUAUCGAACUUGUUGCUUGAUCAGCCCUUAUCGACCAUAAUCAACCUAAUAUUUAGUUAAUUGUCACGAAGCAUUUGCAGCAUCAUUGCCAUUGGUAUAUAUAAUCUGGACCACGAAGCCACGAGUACAGCUCUUCAGCACGCUAACGAAACAUCUUACGCAUUGUCACGAAUCAGAAGUCCAUACGACAGAGACUUUCCUAUCUAUUUGCAUUACAUAAUAUUGAACCACUUCAAUCAGGCAAUCUUGCAAGGCAAGCCAACAUGUCGCCACCAGCAGUUCAGCUCUCUUUUACUCUCCGCACUUCUCCCAAUGUCCGUACUGUCCACCUUCUCGGUUCGUGGGACAAUUACAAAUCCCAGCUUCCUCUGUCGCUGGUCAAGGACGCUUCCGCGAAACCAGGAUCCUGGAAAGGGACAUUCCGCUUCCAAGGGGCCAAUGCCCUCAAACUCGGCUCACGCUAUUGGUAUUACUAUGUCGUGGACGGAUACCAUGUGUCUCACGAUCCAGCCAAGGAAUUCGUCACGGAAAAAACUACAGGUCGGAAGCUCAAUGUCAUCGAUGUGCCUUCUGGUGACAAAGACAAGGAUAGCGCCAAAGCUCAACGACCCUCCGUGACCACCACCAAUCUCCCAGGCAAUCGUCACAGCCGGGACGUUCCCCAGGGUCGGGCUUUGAGUCCAGGGAAGAUACAACACCCCAAGCCAAGCAAACCUUACGCAUCUCGUCCAUUGCGUGAAGCCGAUUACGACGAUUCGCCGGUGGAUGAUCUCGAGGAACGCUUUGCCGGAUACCGCAUCGCCGAUCCCAGCUCGGCGUCGCCAUCUGAGCUUUCGGAUGAUAGCUCUUCCAGCGGCACUGCGUUCUCGCGGUCGUCUCCAUCCAGCAUGUCCAGUGUCAGCGACCGCAGCUGUCGUUGUGAACGGUAUGGGGUCACGCGGUCUGGUCAGCGUGUGAAACUUGAUUGCGGAGGCAAACGCUGUGGAGCCUGGAGUUCCAGCUCAUCUGAAUGCGAGUCUUCGACGGGCAGUGAAGCGGAGUCAAGUGAAGAUGAGAGGUACCGAAAGGCUCGUGCACGAGCUGAGGCGGAAAAGAGAGCAGCAGCAGCAGCCCCAGCCGCCAAGGGAAGAAGUGGCGGUGAUGAGAGAAGGAGGACUGUUGUUGUUGAGAAGAGACGGAGAUGAGCAAAGUCUGGACUGCUGGUGGGACGGAAGGAAGAGAAUGGGGUUGCAUGUGUCGGAGGAGACGAGGAGAAAUCCUUCUUCCGCGCAAGGCAAUGAACACAUGACAAUAAAACGUCGGCCCGAGUCUCCAUCAGACAGGGCAAAUGCCAAGGACAACAAGAGAAGAUGAACCGUCCGAUACGAGUCAGAUAACGUCAAGAUGCCCUUGGUUGAGAAGUGACUCGGACCUGCGUCGCUUUGCGGAGAGGGUGGCAUAGGCAGAAGAUGCGAGACGAGAGUAUACCGAUGGAAACGCGGAAUGGGAGCGCUCUGAGAGAGCGAGGUGAGUGCCGGUGAGUGGCCAUGUUGGUGCAGGUUCAGUGACUGAAUGAGCACAUUCUAGGGGAGAGAAGCUUGAUGGUGUCUGAGGCACAUGCUUGGACCGGCAGAACUAUGCUCGGCGCCCACGUCAACACCAAGCAUGAGGUCAGAAUGGUCGAGGCAAGAGAUCAGCAGAAGACGACAAGGAGAAUGGAGAGGAGAUGGGAGGAUGAUGAAGAAGAAGAAGCAGAGGUGGUCAAUGAUGUCCAUGGGAGCUUGGUGCAUCGUCCGUGCUGGCCUUGCUCGUCCACAACUCACUCACUGGCUUAUGUUCAUUAUCCGGCCAGCUUGAGCAAAGGCAAGAAGCCGGGCACCAAGAGGUAACAUACUUGUCACAGUCAAUAAGAUCCCCCCAUGCUUGCAUCAACAGACAUCUCCUGG